CAACGAACCACCACCAUCGUCAGGUCGUCGCUGUUUGUCGUCCUCUAUAUAGAGUGAACGAGCGUGAAAGUUUUAUUCCAGCUUUUUUAUUUCUUUCUUUCGCGGAGACCCUCUUGAGUUUAGAGCCACAGCAACUUUCUAUGUCUCUCUAUCCUCAGCCUCCUCAGCCCUACUACAAUCAGCAGCCGUACGGUGCAUCCUCAUCGUAUGCUCAGCAGCCAGCCCCAAACAACUUUCACAACUUCCACUAUCCACCACCGGUUCCUCCACCUCCCGUUUACUAUGUUGAUCCUGCCACACUUCGCAGGGAUUUCUCUCAACGCCUAUCAGAGCUGACCGUUAACUCUCGCCCUAUCAUUCAGAGUCUCUCCAUGUUUGCUCAUGACUACGUGCGGUUUGCAGAGAUAAUAGCCCAGUGUUUGGAGGCCCACAUACGCAGGGUACCUCCUUGGAUGAAACUGCCCGCAUUCUAUUUACUGGAUAUGGUCAGCAAGAAUAUAUAUGAACCCUAUGCUCGUCAUUUUGCAAGCUUCGUUAUACCUUUGUUCAUCGAGACUUACCAACAAGUUGACGAACCGACACGCAGCAAGAUGAUUGAACUGGUUCUUACUUGGCGAACAGGGUCACCCGCUGGCAAAGAACUAUUCGGGGUUCCUCCUCAAGUCUCUAUCGAACGAAGUAUAUGGGGAGAUGGCUCAAAUAAUACGCGUUUCAAUUCCACCGCACAAGUAACCAAGGCACAAGUCUUGAGCGAAUUAGAGUUUACAUUAGGACAGAAGGAGCGUGCUUUACAGGCCAACUCUGCUGACUCGAUCGCCCAGCAUCAUGUCGCUGUGCUACAACAGCUGAGAAGACUUGUUGAGGCUGGCGUUUCUCAAGAAGAAUUACAUCAAAUACUCGGCCAGUUACGAUCGCUCAUGCGAACUGUUACACAACCUUCCCCCCCUCCGCCUCCGCCUGUAGCUGUACCUCCUUCAUGGACCCCGCCGGCACCUUUCCCGAGUUCCGCCGCCCUAGUGCCGCCUACUCAAUCAAUAGUAACAACGCCAAAGGUGGAACCCACGUCAAGUAUUUCUCAUCUUUCCCUACCAACCGCAGCUCCCGCUGCUGGGUUCGCCGACCUCCUUUCGUCUCUAAUGAAAUCCGGCGUUGUAUCCGUUAAUGGUACUCCCGUCGGGGCAGGGUCUACCGUGACCGAACAAGCAUCGAGCUCAUCGGUCGACGUCGAGCGAGAAGCCUCAAGGUCAUAUCGAACAGCUAUAUUUAACCAUGAAGUGCAGCUAAGUACGGUUGGGCUGACACGCUCUCGGCCAGCCAUUCAGUCUUUGCUAUACGAUAAGCUAGCGCUCCAGUGUAAACAAUGUGGUAUACGAUUCUUUGAUACGGCGACAGGCAAAAAAGAGCUGGAAGACCACUUGGAUAUGCAUUUUAGGCAAAACCUCAAAGCUACUCAAAAUAUCGGAAGAGGCCAUAGCCGGAGUUGGUUUAUCGGGGCUGAUGAUUGGAUUCAUGAUGUUUCUGAUGUCAAAGGCAAAGGUCGGGCUGAUUUCCGACCUCUCAAUUCCAAAGCAGCAGCAGUAGCCGAGACGUCGAAGCGAGAAGCCGAGUUGCGAUCACAGUUUGUUGUCGUACCUCCAGGAGGCGAAGCGACUACCAUAUCGUGUCCGGUUUGCAAGGAGAUUCUUAAUUCCGAGUUUGUAGAGGACGAUGAAGAAUGGGUCUGGAAGAACGCAAUCAGGAAAGACGAUCGGAUAUAUCAUGCAACGUGUCAUGCGGAGGUCUCCAGUACUUUAGUUGCACGAUUGCGAACGGAUGUAGCAAGUCGCAGUCGUUCUGGUACACCUGAAAGAGUAUCCCAUCCCAAACAACAAACUCCUCCCAGGGGCAUCUCAUCGUCUGAUGCAAAGCUCAACGGGAUUAAGCGUAAGGUCGACGACGAGAAUUCAUUGUUAAGUGAACCUGAAGGUACACCUCAACUGAAAAAGAUCGCACUCGCGCCAGCAUCGUCAUGAACCAUCUAUCUGACUACAUUUGAUUUAUUGUUUCUUAUUCCGGUUUUCAGUUUGAUUGCAUGCAUGGUCCUCGUCAGCAUCUAGCAUACUUCAUUGUUGUGUAUUUGUAACGUGUACCCAAAUUAUAGACCUUUUGUCGAC
Messenger RNA from Marasmius oreades (fairy-ring Marasmius), 2153 nucleotides. RefSeq lists its product as uncharacterized. The transcript has 7 exons. The record is from RefSeq and is a predicted model, not a curated record. Gene Ontology annotation, cellular component: cytoplasm; mRNA cleavage factor complex. Lineage: Eukaryota; Fungi; Basidiomycota; Agaricomycetes; Agaricales; Marasmiaceae. Gene Ontology annotation, biological process: termination of RNA polymerase II transcription. Gene Ontology annotation, molecular function: mRNA binding; RNA polymerase II complex binding. The coding region runs from base 141 to 2012 and encodes 623 amino acids.